Molecule: messenger RNA, 222 nt
Organism: Protopolystoma xenopodis
Lineage: Eukaryota; Metazoa; Platyhelminthes; Monogenea; Polystomatidea; Polystomatidae
Source: the annotation of a GenBank genome assembly
GAGGACGCGAAGAGAGCGAGGCAAAGUCUGACUGGUCUGCGCAGUCGAUCUGCACGCGUAUUUGUAGGCCGUGUGCAUAACCAGAACGUGAGCAUUUUUUCACAGCCCCAGCACGUCACUUCUACGCCACGCAUGCUGCUGCAGGGGAAGCAGGUAUCCUGGCUAAAUGGCCGAUUUGCUGCGUUCAGCCCGGUCCAAUCUUCUGGCAACCGGGCUCGUUGA